AUGGAUGGGCUCCUAACCCCCAGGGAAUCCGCAAAAUUCAUUGCAGAAAACAGUCAGGAUGUGUUCAUCGACGGCGCAGGCGUGCAGCGUGUGGCUGAACUUCUGCUAGCGAAGAUCUCUGGGCCUGAACUGCAUGUGGGAGGGUGGAAGACCCUUCACGAGCUGAACCCCAAGGCGGCCGAUGAGGCUGCGGUCAACUGGGUAUUCGUAACAGACACGCUCAAUUUCUCCUUUUGGACGGAGCACGAAGAGCACAAGUGUCUGGUGGGAUACAAGGGGAAAACGUACAGCGGCUACUGGUCUCUCUGCGCCGCAGUCAACCGGGCCCUCGACGAAGGCAUACCAGUAACUAGUGCCUCCUACUAUGCCACAGUGACCCUGCAGCAGGUUCAGCAUAUAUUCCGUUCUGACACGGACGUUCCCAUGCCUUUGUUAGAAGAAAGGCAUCGGAUUCUUAAUGAAACCGGGAAAAUUCUGCUUGAGAAGUAUGAAGGCUCAUUUCUUAAUUGUGUCCAAAAAAGUGAAAAAAGUGCACAAAAGUUAAUGCACCUAGUAGUUGAAAGUUUUCCUUCUUACAGAGAUGUGACUCAGUUUGAGGGGAAAAGGGUUUCUUUUUAUAAACGGGCCCAGAUCCUUGUGGCAGAUACAUGGAGUGUAUUAGAAGGAAAAGGAGAUGGCUGCUUUAAGGACAUCUCCAGUAUCACCAUGUUUGCUGACUACAGACUACCUCAGGUUCUUGUUCAUCUUGGGGCCCUGAGAUAUUCUAAUGAACUACUAAAGAAGCUUCUUAAAGGAGAAAUGCUGUCAUACGGGGAUAAGCAGGAGGUAGAAAUCAGAGGGUGCUCAGUUUGGUGUGUUGAGCUCAUCCGAGAUCGUCUUCUAGAGCUUAUUGAAAAAAAGGGUGAAAAAACUAAUGGCGAGAUCAAUUCCAUUCUUCUGGAUUAUUAUUUAUGGGACUACGCCCGUGAUCACAGAGCUGACAUGAAAGGAAUUCCAUUUCAUCACACCCGUUGCAUGUAUUAUUGA
Orycteropus afer afer is the source of this 1026-nucleotide messenger RNA. It is a transcript of the gene QNG1, whose product is annotated as chromosome unknown C9orf64 homolog. The record is from RefSeq and is a predicted model, not a curated record. The transcript has 4 exons. Bases 1 to 1026 code for a protein of 341 amino acids. NCBI's taxonomy places the organism in Eukaryota, Metazoa, Chordata, Mammalia, Tubulidentata, Orycteropodidae.